Molecule: messenger RNA, 748 nt
Organism: Actinia tenebrosa (Australian red waratah sea anemone)
Lineage: Eukaryota; Metazoa; Cnidaria; Anthozoa; Actiniaria; Actiniidae
Product: small ribosomal subunit protein mS39
Biological process (GO): mitochondrial translation
Cellular component (GO): mitochondrion
Molecular function (GO): protein binding; rRNA binding; ribosomal small subunit binding
Source: RefSeq, a predicted model, not a curated record
GAGCAGGCGUUCCAAACCAAAGCAGAGAAGGACUGUUAUGGGUCAGUGGUCGCCUCGUGGGCUCAAAUCCAAGAUGGCGGCCUUGAGUGCUGCUGCAAGAUUGACAAGAAGACUCUAUGGAUUUCGAGUUUCUUUUGCAGCCAUUAAGUGUGUUGCUACAAACUCUAAGAUGUAUGCAAGUGACGAGCAAAACGUAACUGAAGAUGGAGAGAAAUCAACAAAAAGGGACCCUUUAACAGUACUAAAAGUCUUGGCCGGCACAGUACAACCAACAGCACUAGCACCACCUAGAGAACUUUUUGAAGAUUUUGGUCUAUACCUCAAGUCGCCAAGGAAAAGGGAAGAAUGUAAAAUAGCCCGAACUUCAGGGUUCAAAGCAGCAGACUUUAUCCUGCACAAAUAUCCACAGUUGUUUCCCAUGAGAAAGGCUGAACCAGACUGGCCAGAUAUGAACCAGGGUGGAGCAAUAGAAACAGAACAGGAUCUAAAAGACAUCAUUGCAGAAAUGAAGCCACAAGAAGCAAUCACUGGUUAUGAAAAGCUCCUUAAAGAUGGAGUCCCUGUUUCACUUCAAACUAGAAAUGAUUUGUUGGAUCUGGUUGGUUACUAUGGUACUAUUAGUGCUGCAGAACCUAAAAGUGGCAGCUUAGAAGGGGAGAGUUCUUCAAGUGAAUCUUCCGAUGAGAGUUCUUCUGAUGAGGAAGAGGUAGAGAAUGUGAGGCACAAGAGGACAUGGAGGUACAGUUAG